AUGAUUGGUGGUGGUGUUUCUUCUUCUCUACCAUUUCUGAUAUAUCACAAACUAUUUUAUUACCACUGUUCAUCAUUGGAUCAAUUUCUUCAACUAAAUAACAAACAUUUGCCAUUGCCUAUACCUCUGGUCUUUUGUUGUUUGUUUCUUCUUCAAGACAUCACCUCUUCUGAUUUCUUUUUCUUUUCUACAAAAUGUUUUUUAUUCAACCAUUUCCAUUUGUCUGACUUUUAUCCUCAUCAUUUGCUCUUCACUCUUUCUUUCUUGGUGUAUAGUAUUAUUACUUAUUUAUCUAGUCUUUUCUAUUUAAAUUCACACGACUCAAUACACUCUCUUCUCUUUCUUUGUUCAUCUUCUGUUCCUCUUUUAUUUUUUUCCUUUCUUUUUAACAUUUGA
Messenger RNA from Entamoeba dispar SAW760, 396 nucleotides. RefSeq lists its product as uncharacterized. Lineage: Eukaryota; Evosea; Mastigamoebida; Endamoebidae. The record is from RefSeq and is a predicted model, not a curated record. The transcript has a single exon. Bases 1 to 396 code for a protein of 131 amino acids.